GAGCGAGCCUCAGUUCCUUCCAGUCCGCAUAUGGUACACCGUCAAUCACUCGCCCCAGUACAUUCUCGCACGAUCCUCAGAACGCCUGGCGGUUCUACCCAUCCCACUAAAGACCACUAGCGGUCCUCGAUAUGCCACUGCCCCUCUCAAAUCAUGUUUGCACACCAUAUGUCGCUCGAGUCCCGAUCUUGUCCAGGGCCCCGGUCGCGAUUUUUCGCUCUACGUUCUUGACCCUCUCGAACACCAGUCUGCCCCCUCCUCCAUUCUCUUUUCUUCCGAACUAUCUAGUACCAAUCAUCCUCCGUUCGGUUCUGCAUCGACAAAUCUUCAAGUUCCAGCGACCAAUGACACGAAGCAGUCGGGAGGAGUGGCUGUAGGCCUCGGCCUUAUGUCAUGGGCGCUGGCUACACCGGAUGAGAUGAGCACAUCUGUGACUGGUACAUUGGUGCUGCAGCCUUCUGGAGAAUGGGCGCUUGAAGUUGUGUUUGCACUCCGAGAGACGCCGCAGCAUCAUCCAAAUCAUGUUUCUUUAGCCCCGCAAUAUUCAUCCCUCGGGCACGACCGAAUCGCUCAGUUACAUGCCCAUUCGCGUCAGGCUCCUAGUCGAUCGAUGUCAUCACCUACCCUUGACUCGCACCACGACCAAGUCCGACAGCCGACUCCAGCCGCGGUGGCCCAUGCGAUACAGAAGACAGUACAGCCAUCCCUAGAUUCAAAAUCAAAGCUCAAACGAGAAACCACUGCAGAGUUGUUUACACGAAAACCGCUCAUCCGUGCAGCCACGUUACACACACAAUCCACGAGCCAGCCCUUCGAUGCAGCCCCUCCUGCACAACGGCCCAAUACUGCUGCCACAGCGUCCGGCACUUCGGCAUCGUCAGAGGCUAAUAUCCAAGCCUUGUUGAUGCAUAUCCUAGCCAACCCGUCGUCACUUCCUCCAUCGCUGGGUUCUCUUCUCUCUUCCCUGCCUAGGAAUCUCGUCGGCGAUGCAGGCAAUGACGGAGUCUCGACCACUAACUUCGCAUUAGACGCGUCCAGUCUAGCUAUUCUUGCCGUCCUUGCGGAUGCGGCAUCUAAAUUACCUGCACAACC
Messenger RNA from Stereum hirsutum FP-91666 SS1, 1092 nucleotides. RefSeq lists its product as uncharacterized. The transcript has 5 exons. The annotation marks the transcript as partial. The record is from RefSeq and is a predicted model, not a curated record. NCBI's taxonomy places the organism in Eukaryota, Fungi, Basidiomycota, Agaricomycetes, Russulales, Stereaceae.